AACAAACUGAGUUACAUACUUUUGUUGAAACUAGCCGCCGUCGGCAGGUCUCAGGCAGCGCAGAAAUGGCUAGACUGAUACGGCCCUUGCGCCAACAAUGGCCGCAGCUCAAUAACCACCAUUGUUGCCGCUCAAGUCCUUCGCUCCACCAUCUCCUGACCUCUCCAACUUCAACAUUAAGCUGCUGCAGAGCCGCUCCGCAAAUUGUCUGUUUCACUGCUACCCCUUUCGCCUCUCACCGCAGCGUCCACACUCGCACUCGCGCGCGCGGUCCCAGAUUCGCAAACGCUCCGCGGUCGGCCGACGUCGACGAGAAUGAAGGCGAGAGCGGAGGCAGCGAUUCCGAAUCCGAUGGAAAGAAGAGCCGCAACGAGAAGAAGCGCGAGGCUCGCCGCGCCGUCCGUUGGGGGAUGGAGCUCGCCGCCUUCGCUCCUCCGCAAAUCAAACGGAUUCUCAGGAUGGCUAAGCUUGAACGAGAGGUGUUCGAAGCUUUGACGCUUGUAAAGAAAUUCGGACCAGACGUCAAAGAAGGGAAGCGAAGGCAAUAUAACUAUAUCGGGAAGCUGCUUCGUGAUGUAGAACCUGAGCUAAUGGACGCCUUGAUCCACGCGACCAAAGAUGGGGACUGGAGUAGGCUGCAGACCGUUCCUGGUUUCAAAGCUGAAGAAGCCAAUGACAAAGAAAUCGAAGAUGAAUUCGAAGAGGAAGAAGAGGUUUCUGAGGAGCACAUUGAGAUGUCAACCAGAUGGUUUGAUGGUUUAAUCACAAACGACGUUGACAUAACCAAAGAAGUUUAUGCAGUUCGCGUGGUUGAUUUUGAUCGUCAGGAGUUGCGGAAACUAGUACGAAAAGUGCAUGCAGUUCAAGAACGGGAAUCUGAUGGAGACGAGGAGAGUGAGAAGAAGGCAGCCGCUGCCAUGGCCACUGCCAAGAAGUCGCUCAACAGGUUCCUUCGUAUCCUUGCCAAGCAGAUGCCUACUGAAUAAUGAUACUGAAUCCAAUGCUAUUGAGUUUUAAUAAGAAAAAGAUGAUUAUUUCAUCAUUGGGCAAGUUUGGGUAAAUGCUCUAUUGGGUGAUGGGCUGUACUAGGACUUCAGGCCCAAUGGUCUACGGGCUUGGGCAUGGUCAUGGGCCUGGAAGUCCAUAUUUGCCUUCUAAGCCUUGAAGAUCACAUAAUUUGCACUGUGCCAAUGUACCCACCAACAAAAGAAAAACCGCUGCCCUUGGAGAGGGACGUUAGCUUGGACCCGAUCCAUUCGUCCCUUUAUCACCCAUUCACCAUUUAUUUGUAUUUUUCCUUCAAUAGUUUAACUUCAAUAUAUGUAUCGCUAAGAUCAAACCUUAAUUUAGUUUUAUAGUCUCGCGUACACAUUUAUUUAUAACUUACUUAACCUUGUAUUUCCAUAUAUUAUGG
Molecule: messenger RNA, 1414 nt
Organism: Linum tenue
Lineage: Eukaryota; Viridiplantae; Streptophyta; Magnoliopsida; Malpighiales; Linaceae
Source: the annotation of a GenBank genome assembly